AUGGCUACUGCAUACCAAUACGAACGGCUUACACAUGACGACGAGAUCAGACUGCUGCACCUGGAAUCAGGGUCCGGUGAUGACGUCCAUUUUGCCCUCUAUCCGGUCAGGUUAGGUGACAAUCCUCCAUACGAGGCGAUAUCCUAUUGCUGGGGUGAUCCAAGCGACACUCAGAUGGUGUAUUGCGACGGUAAGCCACUGCAUAUCACUAAGAGCCUCUAUACGGGGCUCAAACGGCUGCGGAAGGAGAAUGCGGUCCGAGUUCUUUGGGCAGAUGCAGUCUGCAUCGACCAGAAGAACACCUUGGAAAAGAACGUGCAGGUUGGUCUCAUGAGUCGCAUCUACUCGCAACCAAGCUGUAUUCUCAUUUGGCUGGGUGACAAUACUUCCGGACUCGAGGGUCUCCACGAGUGCAUCCAAGGAGCCCUCGGGGUCCUGCCACCGGAGCAUUUUGAGUUCGAGAAAGUGUACCCCAUCUCCACUAGGAUAUUUCGGGAAGCCAAUGAACUGCGAGCAGCCGGAAAGCCUAACUUCGUCGACCAUGACUGGCGUCCCAUGACGAACCUCGUGCAUAGGCCAUGGUUUGACAGACGGUGGAUCAUCCAGGAGGUUACACUUGCGGACGACAGCGUGCCCAGGCUCGCAAUAUGCGGACACUUUGAGUUCUCGUGGAACGAUCUAGCGGCCGUGGCCUACAGACUGGCAUCAUACGGGAUUACUCCGCUCCUCGCCGGAAUGUCCACCAUCAAUUCUCGCGCUCCCUACAUGCUGUCGUUCCUAGCCGAAGGCGGCAGACCCAUUUUGAUCCUCGUGGCCCUUUGCAUGACCUACCUUCUCAAGACGUACCGAAAGACGGGGAAUCUCGUCGACAGCGUGAUCUCCACCUCGCUGUUCAAAUGCGGGUUCCCACACGACCACCUCUACUCGCUGCUGAGCUUGCCGCAGAAGCCAAGCGGCGUCGUGGCGGAUUACCGCCUCUCCAUCGAGGAGGUGUGCAUGCAAUUCGCCGAGACGACACUUAUCUCGGACCAGAACACAAGGCUGCUAAGCCUGGCGCCGCACACGACCAUCGAAAGCGAGCAUCGGGACGGCCAGCGCCUCGUCUUGCCUUCGUGGGUCCCGGAUCUGACGUGGCAGGGGGCUGUGAACCCGCUCGUGUCCUACACCAUCCGACCGCAGCUGUUCCAUGCCGGGGGCAAGGAGCCGCCCAACAUUACCAUGUCCUCCGACCGCAAACGGCUACGUCUCAGAGGCCGUGUUGUUGACAAGGUUGCGACUAUGGCAAGAGCCCAGGUCGACGUGCCCUGGCCCACCGAGGAAGAAGUCCGGCCCAAAAUUGGCUUCCACGCCCUUGUCAAGAAGCGUCUGGUGAACUGGCUGCAGGAGUGCUACGAGGUUGCCGGGGAGGGGUAUGCGAGGAGGAAAACAGGACAAGGGGAGGUCGCUACUGAAGAGAGUACCGAAGAGGCCGGGCUGCGCCGGUCCUUUCUAGAGACUCUUCUCUGCGGCAUGACCAUGAUGCGGGAUCCCAUACCCGAGGAAGCGUUGAUGGCGACGCAGGUCUACGUCGACUAUCUCUUCGCUUGCUUCACCGACGACUUUGUGCUGUCGGAAGAAGUCAGGGAGACUCUGCUGACAUAUGGGCCACUGAUCGAGCAGUCGCUCUUGGGCAUGGCUGAGGCUCGGUGCUUUUGCCGGACGGAACAAGGCCGGCUGGGUCAAAUACGUGCCGAUGCAAAAGCGGGCGAUCUCUUUGUUUGUAUUGUCGGCGCCGAGGUGCCCUAUGUUCUGCGGCCUAGGCCUGGCAAAGAGGGGGUUUAUACGCUGAUUGGUGAUGGCUUUCUCCAGGGCGCGAUGCAAGGCGAAACAUGGUCGGAUGCGCAAUAUGAGACCAUUGAUAUUACGAUCGAGUAA
Molecule: messenger RNA, 1914 nt
Organism: Chaetomium fimeti
Lineage: Eukaryota; Fungi; Ascomycota; Sordariomycetes; Sordariales; Chaetomiaceae
Product: heterokaryon incompatibility protein-domain-containing protein
Exons: 3
Coding region: 1-1914 (637 amino acids)
Source: RefSeq, a predicted model, not a curated record